Messenger RNA from Diceros bicornis minor, 4025 nucleotides. RefSeq names its product RAS p21 protein activator 3 (gene RASA3). Gene Ontology annotation, molecular function: GTPase activator activity. The record is from RefSeq and is a predicted model, not a curated record. The transcript has 24 exons. Gene Ontology annotation, biological process: intracellular signal transduction; regulation of GTPase activity; negative regulation of Ras protein signal transduction. Bases 224 to 2632 code for a protein of 802 amino acids. Lineage: Eukaryota; Metazoa; Chordata; Mammalia; Perissodactyla; Rhinocerotidae.
CGCCCCUCCCCGGCUCCUCCUCAGCUCCGCGCCGCACCCGCUCUCCCGGAAGGUGGUGUGUGGGGAGCCCUGGACCAGAACUGGAGCCCGUGCCUGUCCAUGCUGGGGGUCCCAGCACUCCGGCGGCCUCGGCUGUGUGCACAGGACGAAACGGGCUCUGCGCCCCCCGCACUUGUUGCUAGGUGAAGCCAAGAAUCUGCCCAGCUACCCAGGGCCCAACAAGAUGCGGGACUGCUACUGCACCGUGAACCUGGACCAGGAGGAGGUUUUCAGGACCAAGAUUGUGGAGAAGUCGCUCUGCCCCUUCUACGGAGAAGACUUCUACUGCGAGAUUCCUCGGAGCUUCCGUCACCUGUCCUUCUACGUCUUUGAUAGAGACGUUUUCCGGAGGGAUUCCAUCAUAGGGAAGGUGGCCAUUCAGAAGGAGGACCUGCAGAAGUACCACAACAGGGACACUUGGUUCCAGCUGCAGCAUGUGGAUGCUGAUUCGGAAGUGCAGGGCAAGGUCCACCUGGAGCUGCGGCUGAGUGAGGUCAUCACCGACACAGGCGUUGUCUGCCACAAGCUGGCCACGCGUGUCCUCGAGUGCCAAGGCCUCCCCAUCGUGAACGGGCAGUGUGAUCCCUAUGCCACUGUGACCCUAGCAGGACCAUACAGGUCAGAAGCAAAGAAGACAAAAGUGAAGAAGAAGACCAACAACCCCCAGUUUGAUGAGGUGUUUUAUUUUGAGGUGACCAGGCCCUCCAGCUACAGCCGGAAGUCCCACUUCGACUUUGAGGACGAGGAUGUGGACAAACUCGAAAUCCGGGUUGACCUCUGGAACGCCAGUAACCUGAAAUUUGGAGAUGAGUUUCUGGGAGAACUGAGGAUUCCGCUGACGGUGCUGCGGCAGUCUAGCUCCUAUGAGGCCUGGUACUUCCUGCAGCCCCGAGACAGCGGCAGCAAGAGCCUGAAGCCGGGGGACCUGGGGUCCCUGCGGCUGAAUGUGGUUUACACGGAGGACCACGUCUUCUCCUCUGACUACUACAGCCCUCUGCGUGACCUGCUGCUCAAGUCGGCGGACGUGGAGCCCGUCUCGGCGUCGGCGGCGCAUGUCCUGGGCGAGGUCUGCAGAGAGAAGCAGGAGGCGGCCAUCCCGCUGGUGCGGCUCUUCCUGCACUACGGCCGGGUGGUGCCCUUCAUCAGCGCCAUUGCCAACGCGGAGGUGCAGAGGACGCAGGACCCCAACACCAUUUUCCGAGGAAACUCGUUAACAUCCAAGUGCAUUGACGAGACAAUGAAGCUGGCGGGCAUGCAAUAUCUGCACGUCACCCUGAAGCCCACCAUAGAGGAGAUCUGCCAGAGCCACAAACCCUGUGAGAUCGACCCCGUGAAGUUGAAAGACGGUGAAAACCUCGAAAGCAACAUGGAGAACCUGCGGCAGUACGUCGACCGCAUCUUCAACGUCAUCACCAAGUCGGGGGUGAGCUGCCCGACCGUCAUGUGCGACAUUUUCUUCUCCCUCCGCGAGGCGGCUGCCAAGCGCUUCCAAGAUGACCCGGACGUGAGGUACACAGCUGUGAGCAGCUUCAUUUUCCUGAGAUUCUUUGCUCCUGCCAUUCUGUCCCCCAACCUCUUCCAGCUCACGCCUCACCACACGGACCCGCAAACUUCCCGGACGCUGACCCUCAUCUCAAAGACGAUUCAGACUCUUGGCAGCUUAUCCAAGUCAAAGUCUGCCAGUUUCAAGGAAUCCUACAUGGCUGCAUUCUAUGAAUUCUUCAAUGAGCAGAAAUACGCUGAUGCAGUAAAAAACUUCUUGGAUUUGAUCUCAUCCUCCGGGAGAAGAGACCCGAAGAGCGUGGAGCAGCCCAUCCUGCUGAAGGAGGGGUUCAUGAUUAAGAGGGCACAAGGACGAAAACGCUUUGGGAUGAAGAAUUUUAAGAAAAGAUGGUUCCGCCUGACAAACCACGAAUUUACCUACCAGAGAAACAAAGGAGACCAGCCGCUCUGCAGCAUUCCCAUCGAGAACAUCCUGGCGGUGGAGCAGCUGGAGGAGGAGUCCUUCAAGAUGAAGAAUAUGUUCCAGGUCAUCCAGCCUGAGCGAGCCCUGUACAUCCAGGCCAACAACUGCGUGGAGGCCAAGGCCUGGAUUGACAUCCUCACCAAAGUGAGCCAGUGCAACCAGAAGCGCCUCACUGUCUACCACCCCUCCGCCUACCUCAACGGCCACUGGCUGUGCUGCAGGGCGGCCUCGGACACGGCCGCCGGCUGCUCCCCCUGCACCGGCGGCCUCCCAGCAAACAUUCAGCUGGACAUCGACGGGGACCGUGAGACGGAACGCAUCUACUCACUGUUUAACUCAUACAUGAGCAAGCUGGAGAAGAUGCAAGAGGCCUGUGGGAGCAGAUCCGUGUACGCCGGGCCGGAACAGGAGGAGUACUCGACCUUCCUCAUCGACGACCCCCAGGAGACCUACAAGACGCUGAAGCAGGUCAUUGCCGGGGUUGUGGCCUUGGAGCAGGAGCACGCCCAGUACAAAAGGGACAAGUUCAAGAAGACCAAGUAUGGGAGCCAGGAGCACCCCAUCGGAGACAAGAGCUUCCAGAGCUACAUCCGGCAGCAGUCUGAGGUCUCCACCCAUUCCAUGUGAGGCCAGUCCCGGGGAAGGAGGGAGACGAGGGUGGAGCGAGCGAAAGGACCCACGUCGGCAGCUCGCAGGGACGAAGGCGUUGAGCUCGCGGCCUCCAGAGGCUCCGGGGCCGUUUUUGUGGCUGCCGCCCACUUGAGUCACGCCAGUGGCCAGUGACCUGAGCUGGCCUUUGUGGAACGCGGUGCCAGCGACAUGCACCCUUGGCAGAGCGUGUGCUUCUCGCACAUGCGCUUUUGCUGGCUCUGCAGUGUUUGCACGCAGGGAGCCUUCCAGCUCUCUUCUCUGACGUUCUGCUUCAACACGGCCGGGACGUUGAGAGCACUGUUCUUUCCCGGGAGCUGCCAGCCCGACGGCCAUGGGCGAGCCCUCCUGCUUUCAGCUUUGAUUGUUGGGGUUCCUCCUGCUGGAGGUUCCAUUUGUGCUGGGAUGUGCAGAACUGCACUGAGGUCCCGAUUUGAGGAUGCUCUUGAUAUUUCAGGGUACAGGGUCCUCCUGCAGAGAGUUCGUGGGGCGGGGGGGUCGAGUCUUCCCUCCGGAGGUUGGAGCCCCGCUCCUGCCAGCUGCUGUGAGGUGCCCACAGCCUGCGGUGCCACCAGAGCCACGAGAGGCUGAGCCGGUGUCUGCUAGGGCCCCACUUCAAGCACAAAUUGUGUUGUUUUGCUGUCCAUGGGCUUAAGAGUAGCAUCCACGUUUGCCACCCCUUGUGGAAGUUGGGGGAAAUUUUUAAAAUAGAAAUGUGCAUUAUUUCCCAGCUGUUUUGCUUCAUGUUUUUAAAGGACUGUUUUUAAUUAGCUCUUUGAUGUAAAGUAACUCAGAACAUCUAGCCUGUACUCAUUGAAGGCAGGGUGCCGUGGAAGGGCAAAAAGGGACAUGGUGUGUCUCGUGGAAGCCAAGUAAAGUCCUCCAGAGAAAACCGAGGAAGGGAAGAAGCCCUGAGCCUGCAGACGCCCGAGCCCAGCAUCAGGAUUUCACCAUGUCUCUGAAGCCCCUGGAAGCUGUCAGGGCCCUGGUGGGGCUGCUUGUCUACUGGGGUGGGGGUCCUCACAUGGGCGGUCAGCCCUCCAGCUGCUGGCUGGCUUUUCCCAGCCCGUCCUUACGGCAGCCGGCACCAGCUGUUCAGACACGUGGGACCAUGUGCCCCGUGCCCAUCUCUGCUCUUGUGUGCAAACGCUGUCCUUCAGACUCUUAAUCUGGAUGGCAGAUAGUAAGUUACUUGUUGUCACAAAAAUGGCCGAGGAAAAUGUUGCAAAAAAUAAACUGUGGGAUACACAGCUAUUAGGCUGCACCGAACUUCAAUUUUUAACAUGGAUUUGUAACUUAAUGUUUCUGUUUAUAAGAUACUGAUGAUUUGCAAUGUAUUUUACUGCCAAUUAAAACAGACAUUCUAUUCUUA